AUGGAACCAGAAUACGACCCAGAUUUCGUCAAGAAAGAGGCGUCCUGGUACAAAGCUGGUCUGAAAUACGACAAUCUCUCCAGAUUGCCCCCUGCAUCUCUUUCCCAACCCCAGUCCAAUCCUGGUUCCCAAGAGGCCCUCAACAACCACUACUUCACAACCACAAAUGGGGAAGUGAAGUGCACAUCGAAGGCCGACGACUACAUUGACCCUUGGCCUCUGAAAGAGAAGCGAGGGAGGAAGAAGAAAGAGCCGACCCCAGAAGAGGAGGACGAGGACGAAAUGACCGCCGGUAUUCCCCCAAAAGACAGGGAGGCAUUCAACGCGGAGCUGCGCAGGUUCAUGGAAGAGAACUGCCCAAGCGAGAGUGAGGAAGCACUCCCCAAUCCCAUCGUCAAGAAAACCACCACAGUGGAAAAGGCCAAGAAGGCAGUCAUCAGCAGAGCGAAACGUGCUGCUGCAAAGAUCAGAUCCACCAUGGCCCCGCCUCCGCACACUCGCAACACCCGCCUGAAGGCUGCUCAGGCUUCCCAGGCCGCUGAGGCCGCUAAGGCCGCCGCCGCCGCACUACCCGAUGGUCAGGGCCCAGAUGGCGAUGCCGCUCUGGUCAUCGCACCUGAGGCAGAGGAAGACCCAGGCAGAACCAGGCUGCACAGCGCCCCUCCUUUCAACUCCUUCAUGCGCGACACGCGCGCGGCCAUGAACUGCAACGCGUACAUGAGUCGCCCUGUACGCAGUUCCGUGUCCUACAAUGAUGCCUACCAGGCUGCUUUGAACAGCGUCUACCCCAAGGCCAGAUCAGUGGGUGAUGAGCCCAUUGGCAACGACCUUCCACGCGCUCGCGCAGAUGUCCUGGAGCCAGCAGCAGCCGAGCCGGACGCAUCCACUACCGUUGCGCCCAAGAACACUGCGGUGCCCAAGAAGUCGACAGCACAGAAGCCUGUCGCCCCCAAGAAGCCAGCAGCUCAGAAGUCAGCAGCUCCCAAGCCAGCAGCUGCUACCAAGGCUACCGUAUCCAAGCCUGCAGCUCCCAAGCCUGAAGCUACCACUGCUACUCAGGCUAUCGCAUCCAAGCCUGCAGCCCCAAAGCCUGCAGCCCCCAAGCCUGCAGCCCCAAAGCCUGCAGCUGCUACCAAGGCUACCGUAUCCAAGCCUGCAGCUCCCAAGCCUGAAGCCAUCACUGCUACUAAGGCUACCGCAUCCAAGCCUGCGCUCCCCAAGAAGCCUGCAGCAACCGAGGCUGCUACAAGCAAGGCGGCAUCAACCAAGCCUGUCAACAGCAGCGAGGGCAAAGAUAAGUCCGAAGCUGUCAAACUCCCCAGGGCCACCAAAGCCUGUGAUCCCUGCCGGUCGCACAAGACUCGAUGCACCGGGGGCACGCCCUGCGAUGCCUGUCGCAGAAGAGGGUUCGAUUGUGUCUACGCUCCUGAUGGCAGGAAAGCACCUGUGAAGCGCGCUCGCGAAGAGAGCGAGGACGUCACAAAGAAAGAGUCUUCUGAGAAGAAUGACGACCAAGAGAGCCGCCCAGUGAAGCGGCCGUGCAGACUAAAGCUUACCUUCAAGAGGAAGGGGAUGGGCUCCGCCAACGGCUCUGACAACGCAGCUGGAACCUCCAACGCCCAAGUCUCAAGCGUGCCUGACAUCGAGAAAGUCUCUGUCGGCACCUUUACCAACGGCUCUGACAACGCAGCUGGAACCUCCAACGCUCAAGUCUCAAGCGUGACCGACAUCGAGAAAGUCUCUGUCGGCACCAUUCCCAAGGGCUCUGACAUCGCAGCUGGAACCACCAACGCCGAACUCUCAAGCGUGCAUGACAUCGAGAAAGUCUCUGUCGGCACCAUUCCCAACGGACGAGAGUCAAACAAGAAGCGAGCUCGCGAAGACGAUCAGGAGGCAGCCAAGGAGCAGCCUGCCGAGGAUACAGAGCAAAACAGCCGCCCAACGAAGCGAGCACGUAAGCUGAAGAUCGCUUCAACCAAGAAGUCUUCCCAGGAGAACCUUACCCAGGAGAACCUUACCCAGGAGAACCUUACCCAGGAGAACCUUACCCAGGAGGACUCUUCUAAGAAGGACUCUACUCAGCCGUCCGCUAGCGCAGCGGGCACCCUUCCUGAUGGACGAAAGCCAACCAAGAAGCGAGCUCGUGAGGACAGCGAGGAGGCAGUGAAGGCGUCUGCCGACAAGGGUGUAGAGCAAGAGAGCCGCCCAGCAAAGCGAGUAUGCAAGCCGAAAGCUAUUUCAACCAAGGACAAGUCUACCAAGGGGGCCUCUGCUGAGAAGAGUCCUUCCGAGAACGGUCCUACUAAGGAGGAAUCCGCCAACGAGGAAUCCGCCAUCAAGGGCUCUACACAUGUGUCCGACAGCACAGUGGGCACUAUCAAUAGCCAGCCCCCCAGCAUACUGCCUUCCAUUGAGGAGGUCUCUGAGGACCAGGAAGGGCCGGAUCAACAACCCUCGGAAGUGCGGCAAUUCGGUCAGCUCAAGACUGGCGAGAACACGGCGGUAAAACCCAAGAAGAUGCAGUCCUCCUACCCCGGCCGAAUCACAAGAAGUCGAAGCCGCCAGCUGAGUGAGGAAGCGGAGGCCCAGGUUGUAAAGUUGCAGCCCAAGGGCAAACAAGCGCGGAAGGAGACUGAAGACGCCCAGGAGCCGCCUGCAAAGUUGCAGCGUUCAUCAGACGAGGGUCCCAAGUGGCGCAAGCCUGCCGGCAACCCCCAGAUUCUGAGGGCGAUUGACUCGAUGCGUGUUGAUUCCGAGGGCACCGCUCUACCGGAUGACCCCUGGCUCAACUAUCCCUGGGAGCCCACCUGGAUGAGCAACACUUACUUGAACUGGGAGAUGACAUAUGAUUAUCCUGAUCUUAACCUCAAAACAAAAUCACAGGAAGAAUCCUUUCACGCUCGACCGUCGAUCAAACUUGUCAUGACAGAUGUUAUCAAGGGCAUCCUCGUGGACGACUGGGAGCAUGUCACCAAGGACUCCCAGCUCGUGCCGCUGCCACAUGAGCAGCCAGUCGUCAAGAUUCUGAACGACUACCUGGACGAUGAGAUGCCAAAGCGCGAGGAAGACUCUGCUCAGAUCGAUAUUCUCAAAGAGACGAUGGCCGGCCUUCGCGAGUACUUCGACCGUGCCCUUGGCAGGAUCCUUCUUUAUCGCUUCGAGCGAUUGCAGUACUCUGAGUUGCUCCCACAGUGGGAGAAUGAGAAAGACGGAGGAGGCCCGAGCAGCGUUUACGGCGGCGAGCAUCUUUGCCGACUACUUGUGUCACUGCCCGAGCUGCUUGCCCAGACCAACAUGGACCAGCAGUCUGUCAGCCGCCUUCGCGAGGAACUGACCAAGUUCACCAACUGGCUGAGCAAGAACGCCCAGAAGUACUUCGUUCGCGAAUACGAGGUUCCCGGCCCUGAAUACCAGGACAAAGCCAAGAGCUCCUAG
This is a messenger RNA of Diaporthe batatas, 3435 nucleotides long. RefSeq lists its product as uncharacterized. The transcript is spliced from 3 exons. Gene Ontology annotation, molecular function: DNA-binding transcription factor activity, RNA polymerase II-specific; zinc ion binding. Lineage: Eukaryota; Fungi; Ascomycota; Sordariomycetes; Diaporthales; Diaporthaceae. Gene Ontology annotation, cellular component: nucleus; NuA4 histone acetyltransferase complex; Rpd3S complex. The record is from RefSeq and is a predicted model, not a curated record. Gene Ontology annotation, biological process: regulation of DNA-templated transcription; chromatin organization. The coding region runs from base 1 to 3435 and encodes 1144 amino acids.